AUGGCCAACGUGCCAUACCAAGCCGGCCUCAGGUUCGGCCACGCCCUCGCCAUCCAACAAGUCCGUGACGUCAUGGACAAGCUCUUCCACCCCGCCGUCAUCAACUCCCUCACCAUAGUACUCGACCGGAUCUCCAUGCCCCCCUUACCAUUCGAGAUCACGUCCCCCAGAGCAGCCCUUGUAGCCGCCCCUGGGCCCGCCUCCAGAGCCCUUCACCCCGAUCCCGUCACCGGAGGCCUCCUGGCGAUUCCUCCCCUGCCAAUGUACGUGGAAGCCCCAGGCCCUCCUCAUCCUGCGCCUGAGCCUUGCCUUCCUGCGACUCCGACUCACCAUCAUACAAGCGGAGCUCUCCAUUCCACGGCUAGUUGUCUCCCCGAUUCUUCCGCCAGAGGGGAUUCAGAGGAACUCACCCCAGCCCCGCCGGUCCGGAGACGCGGUCGCACGGCCCGUGACGCUCCCUCUGCCCUCGUCAAAGAAGAGGUGCAAGAAGACGCUGCUCCAGUGCAGCCUGUGCGGAGAGGUGUCCGCACAACAAGAAGCCAGGUCUCGUAUGCCGAGCCCUCUCUCGCUGCCGCUGAACUGGAGGACGCUCACGAGGCUUACGUCCCGAGGCCUGGCCGUCAGAGCAAGCACGGUCUGUGCUCUGAGACGCUCCUCGACUCAGGUUCUGAGGAUGCUGCUCCCGUCCAGCCGGCCCGUAAACGCGGCCGCCCAAGAAAGAACAUCGCGCCGCCCGAGACUCUUGUCAUGGCGGAUCCUAAGCAGGAGGAGGAAGAAGGAGAAGCCACCGCUGAAGAAGACCUCACUCCAGUCCAAGCUCCCAAGAAGCGUGGCCGGGGUGGCCGCCCAAGAAAGAACGUCGUGCCGGCCGAGACUCUUGUUGCGGCAGAUCUCAAGCAGGAGGAGCAGGAGGAGGAAGAAGCCCCCGCUCCAAAGCGUGGCCGUCUCAGUACCACUGCUUCAUCCCCCGAGGCUACCGUCGAAGAGAAACUCGCUCCAGCCCAGGCUCUCAAGAAGCGCGGCCGCCCAAGAAAGGUACCUCCUUCACAGGUUGGCCGGAGCGUCCUCGUUCCCUUCGAGGGGAAGCUUGUUGAUCAGAAGAUGAAACGUGGAAGGGGGAGAAAGAAGGUGGUUGUGUCUGAUACUGAUACUAGCACUGCUGAGACGCACGGUGUUGCGGCGAAGCACGAAGAUUCGGAGUGGUGA
Molecule: messenger RNA, 1206 nt
Organism: Morchella sextelata
Lineage: Eukaryota; Fungi; Ascomycota; Pezizomycetes; Pezizales; Morchellaceae
Exons: 2
Coding region: 1-1206 (401 amino acids)
Molecular function (GO): DNA binding
Source: RefSeq, a predicted model, not a curated record